Cannabis sativa is the source of this 1449-nucleotide messenger RNA. RefSeq lists its product as uncharacterized. The coding region runs from base 248 to 1096 and encodes 282 amino acids. NCBI's taxonomy places the organism in Eukaryota, Viridiplantae, Streptophyta, Magnoliopsida, Rosales, Cannabaceae. The record is from RefSeq and is a predicted model, not a curated record. The transcript is spliced from 4 exons. Gene Ontology annotation, cellular component: mitochondrial large ribosomal subunit. Gene Ontology annotation, biological process: translation. Gene Ontology annotation, molecular function: structural constituent of ribosome.
AAUAAUAAUUAAGUGAAAAACCCUAACCUAAAAGUAGCAGCUUCAGUCAUUUUCAAAAAUGAAAUAAAAAAAAUAACUCCCCGCGACACUUUCGACAUUUUCUCUCUCGGCAACGGCAACGGCAACGGCAACGGCAACGGCGACGACAAUCAGAGCCCGCCUACAACGUAGAUAAGCUUGUCCUUUCCUCCCAACGCCGCACGGCGACGGCGAUAGAAGUCCAGCUCAGCCCAGCAAAAAAAGAAGAAUGCUUAGAAGAAGACUCUGUUCAAUACUUUCGAGCUCAAUCUUAAGCUCAUCCUCAGUCCGUACCCAAUCCAUUCCAAUACCCCCUACAGUUGGAUUCCAGCAAAUCGUAGAACAGUGCUCCCACCCUUGUUUUAGGAGGAGUAAUGAAGGGUUUGGUGGUUUCGGAGGUCUAAGAGCGUACAGUCUCUUGAGCCUGAACGAUCUGAGGGGAAAUGUCCCGAGGAAGCAGAAGACUCGAAAGGGGCGUGGGAUUGGGUCUGGGAAGGGGAAGACUGCUGGGAGAGGUCAUAAAGGUCAGAAGGCUAGAGGGUCUGGUAAGUUAGGGUUUGAAGGAGGUCAGACACCUUUACGACGUCGUUUGCCCAAACGUGGUUUUACAAACCCCUUUAGCCUUACUUUUCAGCCUGUAGGGUUAGGAAAGAUUGCGAAACUUAUCAAUGAAGGGAAGAUUGAUUCUCACGAGUUGAUUACGAUGAAAACUCUUAAGGAUACAGGGGCAAUAGGGAAACAAAUACAAGAUGGAGUAAGAUUGAUGGGUCGCGGGUCUGACCAGAUCAAGUGGCCUAUUCAUCUCGAGGUAUCAAGGGUCACUGUUAGGGCAAAGGAAGCUGUGGAAGCUGCAGGUGGAACUGUUAGAAGAGUUUACUACAACAAGUUAGGUUUCCGGGCUUUGCUUAAGCCCGAGUGGUUUGAAAAGAAAGGCAGGCUAUUACCAAAAGCAGCUAGACCUCCUCCAAAACAGAAGGAUAAAGUGGAUAGCAUUGGCCGCCUACCCGCUCCUACCAAACCUAUUCCAUUUUCGGUUGAAGUGGAAGAGGGAACCCCUGGUGAAAUAUUGACCACCUAAUGAACUAGGCAAAAAUAAGUUUGUUCGUGUUCAGAAUUUUUGUAUUUCUAAUAUGCAGCUCAUGGGCCAUGUGCUUUUGCGUAGACUAUUAUUUUGCUUGGCUGGAGAACAAAGAGGAAUUUUAUCAUGAGGAAUAUUAGUUAAAAAGGAUGGAAGUUUUCUUAACAAUGCUUUUGGAAUUCAGAUCAACUUCAUUUCUGGCCUUUGUUGAUCUUAAUCAACCUCAUUACUGUUUUAUUUAUUCAUUUAAUUUCAAUAGUUUGGUAUUGGAAUAAUCUUAAAUCUCAGUAUCUUUAGAAUUAAACCCUUGUAAACAAAUUUACUUGUUUAAUAAAAUAUGCGGUUGUAAACUA